Cylindrotheca closterium is the source of this 2691-nucleotide messenger RNA. NCBI's taxonomy places the organism in Eukaryota, Bacillariophyta, Bacillariophyceae, Bacillariales, Bacillariaceae. The record is from the annotation of a GenBank genome assembly.
AUGGCAAACAAGAAGAAUCCGAUGCCGCCCGCAUCACCCUCUUGGAUCUCCCUGAGGAACAAUCGCGCCAAUAGCAUGCCCGUGCAACGUCCUCGACGUGGCCAACGUGGUGGCAAUGGUGACGGCGGUGGGGCUCAUGGACGUCUCAAACUAUGGGCGCAAUCCAUUCUCGAAGGAGUCGGCGUAUCGUCUCCUUCUCCUCGAAAGGUUUCCCAGCGUGACCGAAGACGUUCUCUGCUUGCCGAACGGCAACGACAAUUUCAGGUUCCUCCUCCUCACGGCAAUCUUUCCUUUUCUUCGAGUCAUCAUCAUCAUCGCCAUAAUUCCAAGACUAACAAGGUGGAGAAUAUCAAUCAUAAUUCGCCAACCCAACAAGACAGCAGUAUUCCAGCCAAUGUCCGAGUGGGCAUUGUCCUCGUUCAUUUGCAAGAACACUUGCCCGAAUACUGUCAACUACUACAAGAACCGACCUUUGUCAAUUGCCAAGAAGCCUGUCAAGUAUUGGCCAAGGCAAUUGCAAAAUCCAUGCCUUCCUCCAUUCAUGCUGGUGGUGGAAGUCCCAAGAAUAACAAUGGAUCUCCCCACUCGGCUUCUAGCCCAUCACGAUCCACACCCUCGCCCUCAAGAUCUCCACUCCGUUCCUUGUUUGGUUCCGGAAGAGACUCUUCUCCACCCACCCGCAGUUUGAUUGUGGAUUCGGCAUUGGCCUUGGAACGAGAAUGGGAACGAUACACCAUGCCAUUGCAAUUGUUGGCAGCCUCCGAGGCCCUAUAUGCCAAUUUGCAUCAUGCUCAAGAUGUUUACAUGGCCAAUCAUUUGGAAGGAUUGUAUCGUUGGUUGGCGGACGAUCUCACCUUGGUCAAGGAAACCUUGUGCGAUUCCGUCCUGGCGACUCGUGGUGGUGCUGCUGCUUCUGCUACUAGCAAUAGUAAAGCAAGUCCCACAUAUCAUCACCGUCGCAAAUUUUUGCAACAGACGGCCCAAAGGAUUGCACCCAUUUUGUUACUCCUUGCAGCCAUGGCCAAACAACGUUCACGAUUGAUUCAAUAUCAAGCAACCAUCUGGGACAAUAACAACAAGAAACAAUUUGGACUCUUGGGGGAAGCACUAGAAAACUUGGGCAAAGCAUGGAACAAUGAAUGGAGUACCAAUGUCAAGAUUAGUGAUGUACCAGAAACAAGCUCACUGGUAGAAUCUCUCUCCAAUGAAUUGACCAUUUGGAAACACUUGCUGGAGACGGCCAACUAUUUGGAAAAGUGCAGAUUCACCGAAAGCAUUUUGAGCAGUCGCAAGACCAAGGUGCGAUUGAAUCCUACCUCGACACUCAAAAUACAACAGUGGUUUGUGACCACGCUGCAGCAAAUGAUUGCCUCUUCCUAUCUGUAUUUUGAUCGAGUUCAUACCUUUGCGAAACCAUUGUAUGGAUUUCAAAAUGCCUCCUUUGUGGAUUCCGAAAACGCUGCCAACUCCAGAAUGGGUGGCUCGCCCCAUGCGCUCGAACACAAGGUCUUGGAGUUUCUGCACAAGCAACAAAAAUCGGGGACCGCCGAUGUCGCCGUGACCAUUGUCCACGAUGCGGUCCAAACCUCCAAUCUGCACAUGGAACGAGGCUUUACACUCAUGGAAUCAGAAGAUGCAUCAUCAUCGACAGUAACAACAACAGCAGCAGAAGAAAAAGACGAAUCAUCCUCCUCCAAGUACACGGAAUUGGAAACCUCCCGAUUGCAUUGGCCAGCCGUCUACAUUCGUUCCACAAAACAUCACGGAGAAGCUCAAAUUGGAGUGAGUUUGUUGGGUGUCAAACGACGUGCUGCUACCAGUCGACGACAAACCAAAGAAGACAACAGUUCCUCCUUUACGGAUCAUUACAAGCGAUGGGGGUCCAAUAACAACAAGGAUGCCAAUUCAAACGCAUCCGGUCCAACCACAAACAAUAAGGCUUCGAACGAAGCCAGUGAAGCGGCCACUCAACGAAACACCUUGGAGUAUGCUCCCGCUCAAGGAUCGGCCUCGUGGCCACACACCGAAUGGGAAAGCAUUGUCGGACUCAUUACGGGGUCGGGUGACUUGCCGUCCACGGCCCGACUGGUGAGCAAUCAAGCCGCUUCCACAGUGACGGAAGAUCAUGGAUUCUUCAAGUUUUUGGGCCAAAGUACGCCUAGCUUGACGCAACUUGGCAAGGAUCCACUACAAGUUCACAUGGAAUGCGUCGUUCGACGUUCCAACAAUGGGCGGACUGCCUUUUGGUUGGCGGAACUAAGCGAAUUUUCGUGGUUGGUAGUAUUGACCAAGACGGAAGAAGAAAGUCGAUGGCAUCGGCGUCGAGGAAGUCGCUUUGAUGAUGUGGAAGAAUUUGUUCAGCUUUUGGUUUCCAAAUUGCGAGUGGAGAAUUGCUUUCAGACUCUGCCAAAAGAUUUGCAAGAGUUUCCAUUCGAACGAGAUUUGUUGCAAGGAAUGGAAAGUGCCAAUGAUUGGAAUGAAACGUCGGCCGAAGAUUUCUUGCUUUCUGUCAAGUAUUCCUUUGGUUUGAGUACGAGAAAACCCAAGGUAGAUCCUCACAAGUACAAUCGGCGGUUUCGGAUCGGGAACAACAGUCCUUCCAUUCCGCAACCACCCAAACCACAAGGCACAAUGGAUUCGAGUGCCAUGGCGUUCUUUUUGGGAUCGGAUCUAAUGUACGGUUUGGCUUGA